Molecule: messenger RNA, 667 nt
Organism: Lucilia sericata (common green bottle fly)
Lineage: Eukaryota; Metazoa; Arthropoda; Insecta; Diptera; Calliphoridae
Exons: 4
Coding region: 21-377 (118 amino acids)
Source: RefSeq, a predicted model, not a curated record
CUUUUUCUGACCAGCUGUAUAUGGACAUUGGGCUAUCGAAUCGUUUGCUGAAUAUAAUGACUAACAAAAACCAUAUUUGCCUCUGUGAUCUCGUACAAAAAUUUAAAGAGUUUUUACCUAAAACCUACUAUACAAGAGGAAGUGAUCCCAAAGAGUCUGAUUACAUUUUGGCAUCACGCAUUAUACAAACGUGGCUGUUUCAAUCAAAUCGCUCUAAUGAUAAUAUGCGAGAACCAUUGGAUUUACCUUUUGAACAUGGUCAUGUAGAGAUUAUUUUUCAACAUGAAAAAGCACCCAAGGAUAGUGAUUGGAUAGCGGUGUGUGGUCAUGACUAUAGGCAUCCUUUGAAUCUAGUUGGCGUUCUGAUUUGUGUAUAACCAAAAAUUUAAUGGAAAACAUAACACGUUGUAUUUGUCCAGUAUCUGGUACUUAUGUGGUCAUGUUAACCAAACGUAAUAAUCAUUCUCAUCAUUUGUCCACCCCACCACGACCAAUUUUUGUCAUCAUUAGUUGUGUUUGUUGUUUAUUGCAAUCGUGCUCGGCAUUUAUUAUUCUACUGCCCAUUUGGUAUAAUCGUCAGUGUGCCAUAACAUUUUUAAAAAUGCAAUUUUGUGUCUCCACCUCGAGUAUAAUGGUGAUAUUUUUACUGGGAUUUUUGAAAAUGUUG